AUUUUAAAGUACAGCGCGGGUACGCGGGGCGUUUUGUGCAAGUAAUCGCGUACACGAGUGUGUAACUAUGUAAAGGCACUCGUAAUAAUUAACAAUUGUUGUGCGUGUACAUUAUACAAUUUGUACACGGAUUUGAUAAAAACAUGUUUCCAACGAAUGACCAGUUCAUGAUACGGACACAAGUGCGUACAUACACAGUUACACACGAACAAUCGUAGGCUAUAGGGAUCAUUUAGAAAACUUCUACAGCGCCGACUGCGAAUAGUUGCCUACUGGCCGAUCCAUCCAUCCACCGAUCCGACACACAAACAGUUCGCGAACGAUACAUUAUUUUCAACUCGGAAGGUAAAUAACAAUAAUUUGUUUCGUGAUUUAUUUGCAACCUAUAAUAUUACGCUGGUUUUAAUAGUUUUUGGUCCCGUGGAAAAAGGGCUUAAUCAAGUUUGGGAAUAUCUUUAAUUUUCUUUUCUUAAUCAUUUUCUCGUACGAUUUGUUAGCACAAAUGUCGUAGAUUUAUGUAUUUUCAACAUUAAAUUUGCUUGUAUUGAAAACUGUACAAAAUCGACAUGAGCCCUUCUUUCCCGGACCAGAGAACUAAUAAACAUCAGUAGAUAAUAUUAUGUUUAGUACAAGUAAAUUUCUAUACGGUUAAUUUUUCAUUAUUGAACCCGUUUUAUAAUGCGCAAUAGUACUGGGUUUUACCUUAAUGACCUACUAAAAAAAAAAAUUAAUCAAUAGAAUCAACUUAUCGGGUGAUAAUAAAGUCAAUAAUUAGUAUGUAUAGGUAAGAAACCGGUUCCGGUUCGGGUAAUACUACUGGAAAUCCGGUUCGUAUUAAUUUUUACCAGAUUUUAUCAAAAAAAAUCGAUCCACGAUUUACAAUACCCAGUAUCAAAUAUACCUAAUAAACUAACAAUUUUCUACCCUUAUAUUAGAACACAUACUUAUCUAUUUUGUCUCCCUAUUUUUUUUUGUCGUUUCUCUGCUAACGCACGCAAAAUUCGUAGUUACCUAUGAUACGGGUACAUUUUGCUCUAUAUUCACGUAUACCUAAAAAAAUAUAAACAUUUUAUAAAAGCGUACAAGUUUAAAAUAACUGUGUGGUUUAUUUUGUUUAUGUCUAUGGCUGCUUUUUCGAUUAGUAAAAAUCCUAAAGAGAAAAACGUAAUCAAGAAAGUGAAUUUUCGGCAUUUUCCAGAUUCCAGAUAGUUUUUUUUUUAUCGUUUUAAUAAAAUUCACAGCAAAUGACUAUAAACCAUUUUGAAUAAAUUUACAUUUAUACGAUGACUUAAUAAUGUCGACCUUUGCGAUUUCUCGUUUAUAGUUCAACCAGUUUCAUGCAGGUUUCACCAGAAUUUUGUAUAAUAAAAAACUAAAUGUCCAUCCCAACAUUCAGCCUACAAAUCCUUUUUUUUGUUCUUUCAAAUACUUGAAUUUUAUAUUUACAUCUAAUUAUUGUCGUGUGUCUUUAUGUUUGCUCACAAAUAACUGUAAACAAUUAUUAUAUUACAACUAUUGAAACUUAUUUUUCUUUUUAAGUUAAUUGAUAUGAUUCGUAUUACGCACGAAAACAUGCAUUAUAAAAACAUCGUUAACAAUAAUAAUAAUUACGUACGAUAAAAUGUAUAGGCCAACAAUACAGAAACUCAAAAUUUGUUUUCGUCGAUUUAGCUAUUCUACAAAACAAUUGGGUGAUGUAAAACGCCCGUUCUGUAGGUAAUAUAGACGGUGCAGCUUACCACGGUACGAUGCUAACGACGGUACAUAGUUUUAUUAGUGUAUUAAUAUUAUAAUAAUAAUUACAUAGUUAUAUCAUUGCCCUUAUUAGAAUUUAAAAAAAUCAACAAAAAAUGUUUCUGCUCGGUGUGAGCGUGCAUUUUAUAACAUGAUACAAUCCAAUUAGUAGAACGAAUAUAUUUUAUAACAAUAUAUGUAAGGAUAUUACCUAUUCAAAUCAAAAAUAAACUUGAUUAUUCACAUCAUCGUCUCAAAGGCCGCGCAGAUUAGAUAAAACACUAAUAUUUUUUCAACUAUUGUAAUCAUUAUAAUAAAUUUUAAUUGUGUGUAAUAAUGAUUUUGUCCGAAUGCGAUUUAUAAUUUUACAUUCUAAGCACAGCGGAGAAUUAGUUAAUGGUCUUACAAACGCUUUUUGUGUUGGUAAAAAUGCUCCGAUUUUUGCGUGUCAUACUUUAAAAGAUACAGGUUUUCCGUCCAUUAUUAGUACUUUAUUUGACCCAAUUUUUUAAAAAUAUUUUAUCCUUUAAGGCUUUUUUUUGAUUUCCCCCUCUCUUCCCCGCUAAAUGCUUCUUUUCUGUUAGUAUAAAAAGCUUCAAACUAUUCGCAUCGUAUUUACUCUGUAAAGAUUUAACUUACUUUAUUUAAAAACAAUUUCACAACAGUUUUUCCAUAGGAUUUAUAAAACCGAAUAAAAAAUUUAAAUACAUACCUAGGUUUUAUUUUUGUUGAUUUUCGGGUUACUUUGAAAAAGGUAACCCAAAAAAGGAAAGAGAAAAAACAUAACUAAUAUUACUCCAUUCAAAAUUGGUUUUUUGAUUACAAUGAUUUAUCGUUGAUUUCAUAAUACAUAUUAAAUUACUUUGCAAAACGUUUAAAAUGUCAAACCUAAUACAGUAAUCUACCAAUGGUGCGAAGUAUAUCUGAAUUUAUUUUAGAUUCUGAGCGCAGAGCGAGGAAUGCCUUGGUUUUACAAUGAUGUUUACUUUUUAACAACUUUUCUUCAAGCAAUUAUGUUCCGAUUUUCAAUUAUUACACUUUUUCUGGAAAAAAAUCUGACCGGGGUCGUACAUUUUUUUAUUCUUCCAGCUGUUUUCGUAAUAAUUGGGAAAAAAACACAGGAAAAUAGUUACAGUGUUAACCGAAUAUUAUGAAAGAAAAUAUAAAAUGCGUAUGUAAUUAUUUUACUAUAAUAUGACAUAUAUAUUGUUGAUAAAGCAGUACUGUCAAAUGAAUUUUGCUCAGAUUCGUUUUUUCAUUAGCAAUGGUUAAUGGUUCCUUACAGAUAUACAUUAAAUUUCCCUUCUACUACCUUCCCAAUUUCUCACCUAUAACAGUGGUCCAUCCAUGUGCGAAGUAUGUCCGUCUAACAGCUGGGAAAAUCAAAAAAUGAUCCUAAUCAGAUUUUAUUUCCGAAAAGUGUUAUAAUUGAAAAUCAGAGUAAAAUGGUAGAAAAGCUAUUCACAUGGGAAAAAAAGGGGCUGUAAUAUUUUUUUAUUAAUACCUACAUUUCUUACAUUUCCCGUUUUUCUCAUUUAUUAGAAAAACUCCUUAGAAAAAUAAAAAAAUUACUUCCUUAAAGUACCAUUCCAGUUAGAUUUCCUUUCAGAAAAAGUGCGAUAAUUGUAAAUCUGAGCAAAAUUACUAGUAUAGAAAAGUUGUUUUGUGAAGAAAAGUAAACAUCAUAGUACAACAAAUACUCGCUCUGCUCAGAAUUUAAAAUAAUAAAAACAGUACAAUUCUCCCAUUUUUUCUCAAUUGUUAAUUAAAAUAAUUGGUAAAUUUUCUCGAGGGAUAUUAAGUGAAUUUGUUGUCUAUUUUUUUUUAACAUUGUGAAAUUGUUCAAGCUUUAUUUUAAAAUUAUUUUCAAAUGGAGAAUAUUUUUCUAGAAAUUUUAGUAUGCAUUACACUACUAUGAGAUUUACGGUUCAUGAGUUAUAACCGUUUUAAAUAUAGACCGGAGGAAUAAAGAAAUGUAAUAAAUUGCAUAUCUAUUUUCAAAUAAUAAACUUAUAAAUCUUUCCUACUACUCCGAUCUGAACUUUAAACGGUUAUAACUCAUGAAAGAUAAAUCAGAGUUUACUAGUAAAAUAACCUCCAUUCGUAUCUGUGUUUGAAAAUGAGGUACCUAUUUGAAAAACAAAAGUAUAUACUUAUUGAAGGUAUAUGGAGUGGAUUAAAAAAUUAAAAAUGGCCUAAAAUUAAGUUUAAAUAAUUCCACAAUGAUUAAAAAAAAAAAAACCCAUAACAAAUUCGCUUAAAAUCCCUCAAAAAAAUUUUUGGUUCAUGGUAAAAAAAAAUCACUUUGUAGAACUAAAUUAUGUAUCUACAUUUUAAUUUCUAAAUACGUACGUACAGGUACCUAAAUUUUUCUGUCUGUUAGAAUAAGAUCUAGAAAUAACUACUGCAGUUAUGUUUGUUCGUUAAGCAUUGGAAAUAUGUUGUCUCUUUGUUAACUACCACGAGAUUCUGUGAAAUAAAAAAAUACAUCCAUGAAACAGACCCCACGACCCACCAACCUCAUUCGAUUGGUUCCAAAUAUAUACCAAAACAUGUUAACUAGUUACGAAACUUUGGCAUUAGCGCAAAUAUAGUAAGGCUUGUAGCAACCAAGUCGUUCUAAAAUUCAGACAAACCUCCCAAAUCAUGUCUUUAUUAAGUAAAACACAUAACUUGGAUGACAACAACAAAACAAACUUAUGUAAGUAUAUACAUAAUCAAUAUUGAAAACCCCCAUAAAAUAUUUGGACUAUUUUGUCCCAACGAAUUUCGGCAAAUCAUUUCCGCGUUUUAUAAAAUUAAUUUUCAUUCGGGUGGGAUAAGAUUCACUCCAAAUAAUUGCCAACAAAUUCGUAAAUAAUUAGCAAUUUUUAACUAAUUGAUUAUCAAAAUCAGCAAAUCGCUUUAUCAAUGGCAAAUUAAAUUCUUAACCGGGUGUCUGAUGGUUAAUGUUCACAAGUUGCCUAAAAACGGACCAACUCGUGUAUAUAAUAGGUACUAAACAUUUUUAUAUUCAUAUUGUUCUAAAAUGUUACAUUAUUUUUAUUAUUGGCAGUGAAUUGGUUUUAACUACUUCUAAUACCAAAAAUAAGGACAACGUAAUAUUUAAGAUUCAAUUUUUUUUUAAAUAAGUAUUUUAUAGGAAAUUUGACUGUAACAUGAAAUUUGAGUUGGUUUCAUAUCGAUAAUAUGAAUGGAUUUUAAAUGAUCGAUUAUAUAGAAAAAGAGAAUUUAAAAAUUGUAAAACUUAAAAAAGUGAAAACUCUGACCACCCGGUUUCAAAUUUGAUUAGCCAAUGAUACAGCGAUUUGCUAAUUUUAGAUUUUGAUUGGAGCAAAGAAGGUUAUGGUUUUACAAAGAUUUUUAUUUUUUUUUCUGUGGACAAUUUUUCUGCCAGAGGACUUGCUCCGAUUUUUACGUGUAGCAACUUUUCUGAAAGUAAAUCGGUGUGGGGAUGUACUUUAAAGAGGUCAUUCUUCGAUUUUCUCAAGAGUUUUUUCAGUAAAUGUGAUAAACUGGGAAAGACGUAAGAAAACUGUGGAAAUCGGUACAACAUUAUACAAACAUUAUUAAAGAAAAUAGAGCCCAAUUAAUUAUUUUACUGUAAUAUGACAAAUAUAUUGUUGACAAAGCAUCACUAUCAAUUGAACUCCACUCAGAAUCGUUUUUUCGUAAGCAAUAGUUUAUCAUUACUUACAGGUAUACAUUAAAUCACCUAUUACAGUGGCUGAACCCGUCCCCAUUACCCUAGGACGUCUUUUGAAAAUCGAUUCACUAUAAUUAUUUAGUAUUUUUGCACGUAUAUUUGGUAUCGAUCGAAUGAUGUGUAUUAUCAUUUUUUUUGUUUCAGAGAAUGUCCUGCUAUAGUUAUACGGAUUAGCAAAAUAUUCCCCAAGUUCAUUGUUGCGACAUAGACAAUAUUAUUGCAUUUAACGUAAACUUUAACUGACAUCUGAGUAAAAUAAUUAUUGUUGAAAAAAAUUCCUACCUACCACAAUGUUGAACAAACCGUUUUAUGAUUGCUUUAAAAAAAAUAUAUAUAUAAUAUAUUAUUACUUAUUAUUAGUUACCUCAGUAUUGACCUCGAAUGCCGCAACUGCAGUGACUAUUGUCUGAAUUUCAUAGUACCAUUCUAUAAAUCUGAUUUUAUAAUCACGCGUAUUGCGCGCGAGAUAAUUAUUUUGUCAUUGCCACGUUUCUAUAAUAAAACUUGUAUGUUUUUUUUUUUUUAACCGAAAUGUACAUAUUGUAUACACUUUUCUCCACAAUAUUAUAAUCAAAAAAAGUGUGAUGAUAUAAUUUAUGUAUACUUACUAUUCGUUGGUCUGAAAUGUUAUUGUACCUAUUAGGAUUCUGUAUCAAAAAUGUUUCUUCUCAAAUAUUCUUGACAUAUACCCGACCCGGUUGCUACUCUAUACUUUAAACCUAGUUCAAAUAUAGGUUUUUUUUUUUUUUAAAUCGACAUGAUUUUUUGGAAAAGCAUUAACAAUUACAUUUUUCGUGGUUUUUUAAAUUUUGUAAGAAUUGGUCACCUGUCACCAUAUAUGUAGAUAAUUGUAAUAAAUCCAAAUGUGCGUUCACUUCGACACAAUAUAUUUUCGUUUAACAGUACAGACACAUACGCUAAACUCGAAAUCGUCUUUAAACAGCUUUCGAGACCAUAUUUUGUUUCGAAACAAAAGUCCUUCCGUUUCACUAUAUCACCGUUUUGAGUUGUUUCUAUAAAAUGUUCUCUACCUAGUUGUCUUAAUUACUUUUCGCUUUUAUCAAUCUGUUUGAUCAUCCCAUACCGGUCUCGUCCGCCGCGGAGUUCUAUUUGAAACAUAACAUGUUAUUUUAUUAUUGACGUGAAUCCUUAUUAUACGUGACCAAGUAAACUUAUACGAGACAAGAAGGAUAAUAUCAAACAAAAGAGUCCAGAAAUUAUACGAAAAAACAAAUAUAUACGGAAGGUGAAAUCCGAUAAAAACUCAAAUUCGAUUCAAACGAAACGGAUAAACAGUAGCAAUGUUUGUUGUCGUUAUAUUAUGCGAUUGUCUAUAUUCUUGACCAGCGUUUCGAUAGGUUUAUUAUGUUAUGUUUUCGGAAAAAAUAAUACUUUAUUACACUGGGUUACGACUAUACCUUUCGCUCGUUCAGUGCUACCAGUUAUAUCACGAUAACGUUAACAAAUCGAAUGUUGAACUUUCCUGAUAAACUUUAUUAUAAUAAACAAUCGAAUCGAUUUAUUUCAAAAAUGUACUCCCGUAGGCGAUAUCAUACAGAUUACACGAGAACAUUAAUUUAUAUGAUGUUCUCUCGGUGUCUAUAAUAAUAUAUAGAAAUAGUGUGCAUACGUAUAUACAUACAUAGGUGUUUAUUUUGAAAUUACAUGUGUUGUUGCGUUAACUUAAUAAUAAUACGAAAAAUACAAAUUUAAUGCGGUGAAAAAGUACAAAGGUAACGACGAUAACAGACGCAUUGGUCGUAGUAAAUUCGCGUUAUAAGUUUAAACUAUGUAAUACUGGGUCGCUUUCAAAAAAAAAAACGUUCAUCGUAUUUUCGUUGUAUCAUUCUAUACGUACUGUAGCGUAGCGAGGAUUUAUGAAUGGGGGAGGAGUUUAGGGAAGUCUAGUAGGUGUAUACAAUCUUCUUAACUUUACCCUAAAGCUAAACAAAAAUAGCAAUGGGGGUGGGAGGUUACAACACCCGAAAACCCCCUGGCUACGCCACUAUAUACGUAUGACCUGAACUUGGAUUUGUUUUUAAUCCUCGAUCAACAUUUUUGGAACAAACUUUUCUGCCACUCGGCGUAUUUGCAGUUUUCUAGUUACAAUUUUCUGGAAUGAACUAUGUAAAGUAUUGCAUUCCUCUGCCAAUCAAGGAUCUGUCAUCACAACAAAAGACAAAAUCCUCAUCAACUUCUCCACUAUCAAAAAAGUUUAUCGAUUUUUUUUUUCUUUUAGAUCCAUAAUAAAAUUGCCAAUCACGAAAAUUAUACUGCACAAAAACUUCGGUUACAUCAAAACCAGCGGCGGAUUUAUAGGUGGGUCCAGGGGCCUGGACCCUAUAGUUUUAAUAAAAUGUCCAAAAAAAAAGGUAUCUGUUUAUAAAUACCUUUUGAAUACAUAUGAUUUCCAAGACCCCACCCAGUAAAUUGUUUAAAAUCCACUACUGAUCAAAAUGAUAAAGGUUAUAUAGAAUCUACAAAAAAAAAAUGUACUCAGGAAGAGACAGAAGCCAGUAACACAAAUCUAUGGCUCUUCGACGUUCGGUCAGGGCUCUAUUCAAAUAGUCGGGAGACUUUUUGACCACUGAUUAGCUUUUUCUAGAAGUGUUAAAAUUGUCAAAAAAAUCUGUAGAUUUUUUAGAUAUUUAUAGACAAUUGAUAUUUUUGAGAUUUUUAGUUUUGAUUAGGUUUUAUGAGUAUAAAGUCAUUUUGGCCGAGCGGAAAUUUUUCAAAAAUGUACUCGAGUACUUCAUCAUAAAUUGUAAUUAGUCAUAAAGAUGUUGUGCGUAAUAUAAUAGAGUAUUAUUUUUUUUAAACAAUUUAAGUUAAAUUUUUUACUCAAAUCAUAAAAAUCGCGACAUUUCAAAACAAGUUUCACAAGUUCAGAAUUGUAUUUCGUUAACAUUGUUUUAUGACUGCCUACAGAUAUCAAUUAAAUAACUUUAUGUAUCCUAACUUCUCAACUUCCCAUUUGUACAACAGAUCCGUUAGCAAUAUCAUCUCUAUUUUCAAUUUUAGAUUUCUUUUAAAUUUCUCCAUUAUAGUUUCCUCGUUCAAAAGUUUAGACCACUAUUCGAAUGAUUUAAUCUAGGCUAAAAGUAAAUGAGUUCUAUUCUACGCAGAAAUGUAAAUAGUGAAAAAUCAAAUUUCCCCCGAGGAUAUUAAAAUAUAUUGGCACACGUAACUCUAGAUUAAAAAUAUUAUCAUUAUCUAUACAUAAUAACAUGUUUUUAUACUUUGUCGGUUAUAUUACGCACGGGUGUGUAACCAACUCGGCAAUUUGGAAAUCGUUUAAAAUUACCAUUAUAACGUCACAUAAUGACCGUGUAUCUGCUAUAAAUUAUAAUGCGCAUAUAGGUAUACUUAUUAGACGUACACCUUUACCGCAGUGUUGGCCGCCAAUGCAUCCUACAAUAAUACGGUCCAUUAGUUAAAUAUUAUUUAGGUUGGCCGUAGACCGGUCGGUACAUUUAACUGCCACGAUAAUGCAUUACAAUAUUACAAUAAUAUUUAUAAUGUGAUAAAAACUUGUUCGGGUGCGCGUAUCCAACUAGCGCGGUUUGUUUACGUUAGAUCGCACGUUUAAAAGUGAUUUAAAUAUUAAAUAAACACAGUAAAAAAAAUCAUACGAAUAGAAUAUUUCCGGGUGAAAGCCACGGCUUAAAAAAGUGAGGUAAACAAAAUAAUAAUAAUAAAAAAUGAUAAAAAUAUCACCCAAAUAUACCUGAGUGAAAGGUGCACGAGUGUUACCAGCUAUUAUAAGAAAUUUUAAUUAUGUACAUGCGGUAAAAAACAAAAAAUACAAAAAUAACAAACUAUUAUCGAGUGUGUGGUGAUAUUGCAACAGUGCACAAUUAUUUGUAUUAAACUAAGUUUCGUAUUUGUUAAAAUCGAAUACUCGUUGAGAUGUUUUUAUUGUGUUUUUGUAGGAUCGAAAUUUAUCAUCAUAUAUGUAUACAAAGUAAAAUUGUUUUUUUUACCGAGAACCAGCAAUUUUCUCGUAGGAUUUAAAGUGAAUUUGAUUUCUGUUUUUUUUUCAUCAUUAUAGAAUCGUUUAAACUUUAUUUUAACGCUAUUUUAAAUUUGUUACCCCUUCUUAACCUUAAAUGAGUAUCGACUUCGGAUUUUUAAAAUGGCAAUCUCCCUUUUAAUCUCAGAUUCAAAUAGAAACUAUUUUUCUAGACAUUUUUAUUUGAAAAUUAAUAAAGAGUUAUCAAUUUAUCAUUUAAAAAAAGAUAUGUAAUUUAUUAUUCUUUUAUAUUCUUCCGGCCUAAACUUUAAACGGUUAAAAAACAUAAACGCUAAAUAUGAUAAUAGUGUUGUGCAUAACAAAAUAUCAAAUUCCCGUCUGUAUCCUACAUUCCUAACUUCCCACCUACAAAAGUGGUUGCGCUCAAAUGCAAAGUAUGUCCGUCUUUUUUGUUAUAAUUUAGUUAAAAAUAAUCAUAACGUAUUUUCACAGAAUACUUACUCGUAUACUAGACUUUUUUAGACGUGGUUAAAUUUUCGAAACAUGUUCAAGUUAUAAUAAACAUUUUCGAGUAUUUUAGUUUUGAUUUGAUUUUAUAUGGAUGAAAUUGUCUUAACCGAUCAGAAAUGCUUGAAAAUUGUACACGAGAUUCAACGUGUUAUGUAUUUGAUGUUAAAAUAAAAACAAUUUAACUUAUUCCAGUAGUUUAAUUUUUAAGUUCUAAUUUUGAUGAAAAACGUAAACAUUAACAUUUCAAAAUAUGCACCUCUGAACUUCAACUAAAAUCGUUUUUCGUUGUAUUCUAGUAUGUAUAUAUUAGUUAAAAUUGUCUGUAUAUAAUAACUUCCCUUCCAUACUACCCUCCUAAAAUAUGAGCACACCCAACAGCAGUAUCAACUAUUUGUUUGCAUAAAUAUAUUUAAAAAUCGAUACAAAUUAAGGCAUACAAAUUGAAUAUUUUGUUCUCUUUAUGUAUUAGUGACUUAAAAAGUUAUUAAUUUUAUUUUUUCUCGGAAAAAGUUUUUUCGAUUGGUAAAAAUGCUCAGUUAUUUUCACGCAGUAACUUCAUUAUUAAGCCCGGCGAUUUUAAACCCGGCGCUGAGUUCAGAAUUAGUUUUAAUUACAAUAAAUAAUCACCACAUUCAAUGUAUGAACUAAAUCGCCCUGCUAAUCAAUCCCCACCUACCAUAGUGGAAUACUUAUAAUGAACAGCGUAGCAACGAUAUACAAACACCCGGAAUCAGCGGCUGUAGUACGGCUUUUUAUAUAAUACAUAGGUAUGCAUUUUAGGGCGUUAGUUUAAAAUGUUUUUUUUUUUUUUUAAGAAGAGGUAUUUUGAAAAUCCAACUAUUUUCAAUUUAAGUAAAACCGCCACUGGCGUCCUUCACGGGCAAAAUAACAGCGAAAAAUCGUUUCACCUUCGAGUGGGGAAACACUGUUACGGCGAAUGUGCAGUUCGAAAAAGCGGUGGGAUAUCCGAAACUGUAACCAAUAUUAUAAUUGCUAACUCUUACUUCGCGUUUUUAUGUAUAUAUUAUAUAGUAUGUGCCAUUAUUAAAUUGUUUACGAUAUCGCGAUAGUGGUGCACGUACUUGGACGUCACUGGACAAGUGAUACUCCGAGUAUAGUAUAAUACCUAUACAAAUAUACAAUAUCAAUUACAUGAAGCGUCCUAUAUGCUGGGUGCUCUACCCAAUGUUUACACAUUUAAUAUUACAUCGCGGGAUGGCGUUUCAGGUGAUUUAUGAACGGUAAUUAUGGAACAACAAGUGCAGGUCAAUAAUCAGAAACAGUGCGUAAAGAGAAGAGAAGUUUCGGUGGCGGGCGACGAGGAUAAUAAACUACUGCAACAGCUCCCGUGGCCGACGAAGAGGCCAUGCAGUCGAAAAUUGGACAACAGUGGAGACUUUGACACCAUCCAAUCGGUCAAAGGCUAUUGCUUGAGCAAGAACAUGCCGACGGACAUGUACCGUCCGGUGGCCGGCCAGUGUGGUGGCAGCCCGGGCAAGUUCCGUCUGGCGGACCUGAUAGGUGAGCUGCAUAGAGUGUUCGCCGAGGACCACGUCAAUGUCGAGUAUGUUCAGUACUUGAUGGAGUCAUACCAUAGCGAUCCGGCCGAGUGGCUUAAGUACGCCAAGUUCAACAAGUUCCGGUACACUAGAAACUUGGUGGACGCGGGUAACGGAAAGUUCAACCUGAUGGUGUUGUGCUGGGGUGAGGGUAACGGUUCGUCCAUACAUAACCACCCGGACUCUGACUGCCUGAUGAAAGUGCUCGCCGGUCAGCUGACCGAAGUCAGAUUUGCGUGGCCCUCCGCCCCGAACACUUUGGACGAACAGAACGGCGACAAUGACGAAGAUCUCCGGCCCAUGCACGAGACGGGACGUGCGCUACUAGAAAUGGACUCCGUGUGCCAUAUAAACGGUCAGUACCUAUUUAUGUAUUAUGACUCGAUUUUGAGUAUAGUGAGGUACAGUAUAGUAUAGUUAGAUUCUUAUUAGUUAUUUAUUUAUGCAAUUUCUAUACACUUGAAUUUCGGACUUUAGUCACAUUAUUUUAUUAUUAUUUUUUGUCUAUUUCUACGUUCCCUUGAAGAUGGUGAUUUAUGAUUUCACUUCCAAGUUACACGAUUCUGAUAUUCCCCAUAGACAUUUUUCAUUCCCACGAUUCGACGACACAAAAUUACUUCGCAACGUUCCUACAUUUUAAAAAACUAAUACAGAUAUUUCGAUUGCGUGUAUAUAUAGAUCGUGUGGAUAGUGCAAAUUAACUGUUUCCGGCUCAGAUAAAUAAUAGUAAGAUCUCAAAAUUCGCAAAUAUUCCUAAUAAAUAUAAAGAAAAGUUAAGAAAAAAAAAGCUUUUUAAUAUUAAAGUGCAUUGACCUAUUGUUAAACUUAAAAAUAAGAACAUCUGUGCAAUGCUGGUGCUAUUUUUUAAAUUUUUUAACUGUCAAGUGAGAUACAGACAUUAAAUUAUGAUAUUUCACAUACUUAUCAAUAGUGUAUUCUUUGUCUUUGAUAAUGAGUCAAAUGACUCUAAUAUUAAAACCAACAGCACAACGCUUUCCUUGCAGAUCGCCAAUUUGCUAUCUCGUACAUUUGUAAGAUGGAGACGGGUAUCAUGCUCUCUUAAGAUAUCACCACUACAUUAAAUCCGUGGAUGAUCAACGAAGAUUAUUUAUAAAAAAAACAUAACUGACGAUUUCGCAACAUUAUUUACGUGAGAUCAUGAAAUAUUUAUGUUUGCUAUCGGGUAAAACAAACAAAUCGUUUGUAAGACUAAAACUUGAGAACUCAUGUAUGUAAAAUCGACUUUAACGGUUAUCUAUAACUAACCUGAAACCAAUCACCAAUGCUUCACUCAAAAUAAUUUUUAUUCGCAAUGAUAUAUUUAUGAUUUUUUCCUUUAAGGAUAAACUAAAUUAAUUCAAAUCUUUUACAUACUAUGCCUAAAAUGUGUCCGAUCGUUAAUAACGAGUAUAUCAUUAUAAUUAGCCUUAGGCUUCUAUCAUUCCUUUCACCCGUGAGCAAAAUAAACAUCAUAAUCGGCUUUAAAACGAUAUCGAACAUAAUGUUUAAGUGCACGCGUAGGUACAUAAUAAAAUUAUUAUUAAAAGUAAAAUGUCAAUAUUAAAAGAUCCUCUAGUGUUGAUGAUGUAGUACAUAUAAUCUUUAUAUUAUUAUAUUAUAUUUGUUUUUCUAUUUGUGAAGUUCAACAUUUUAGAUAUAUUUUUCUCGCAAAUCUAAAAAAAAAAAAAGUAGAAUCUUCAAAAACACUUCAACUCUUGCUGAUUAUAAUACUUCGUCACAAGCAUAAUAAACCGGCACUUGAAAGGCGGGCUGAUAUCAAAGUGAUUCCUAAGCACACAUCCCGCAUGCUAAAUUGGUUCCCGUUAGAAAAAGGUACUUUAUGAAGGUGAACCGAAUUGGUUCCCGUUUAAUAACCUACAAUUAUAUAAUGAAUACAACACUUAAAUAACUUGAAGAAAAUUUGCUUCAAAUUAACACCUCAAAAACUUUAAUUUUAAAUUCUGAGUGGAUGUUUAUUUAUUUUUUUUUCUGUGGACAACUUUUCUACCAGCAAUUUUGCUCUAAUUCAUAAUUAUAGCACUUUUUCUGAAAGGAAAUCAGACUGGGGAGGUACUUUAAGAAGGUUAUUUUUUGAUUUACUCAGGAGUUUUCUCAACAAAUGUGAAAAAUCGGAAAAAACAUAGAAAACCCGAGAAAAAUUUACAAAUAGGUACAAUAUUAAACAAAUGAAAACAUUAUUAAUUUUUCCGUUAGCAAUGGUUAAUCGCUACUUACAGAUAUAGGUACAUUAAAUUUCCCCUCUACUACCUUCCCAACUUCUCACUUAUAACAGUGGCUGCACCCGUCCCCAUUAUCCUACGGAGCUUUUUAUUAUUGUUAUCUUAUAUAAAUUAUGAAUUGUUGGCUUCCAUUUCAACGUUUAAAACAAUUUAAAAUUUGUAUUUUAAAUUAUUAUUAUUAUUUGACGUAAUUUCAUUUUAUCUAUUUUAAUUUUUAACUAUAUAUAUGCCUACUUAACUUCUAAGUUGACAGUCCUAACCAAUUCGACCAGUAAUGGAUACAUUUAACACAAAUUUUAAUAAGAACUAAUUCCGCUCACCUAUAUAAAAUAAUACAAAACAUUUUCCUAGGAGUUUUUUUAAUAAAUGGGAAAAACUUGUAUAAUAAUAACAUUUUAUUGAAAAAUGAACUAUUUAGAACUACAGUAUUGUUAUAAACUAUUGAGAAAUAUGGUAUUGGAUGAAAAAUGACUUUGAGAAAAAUGACAUUGAGAAUAAAAAGUUUUUAAAUAUAUUGGACAAGUGCCUCUCUACUAAUUACUGUGGAAAUAUGCAUCAAGAAUUACAGUAAUACGACCGAUGAUUAUAUUCGGCUAACAAGUAAAAACAAACAAAACGACGAGCAUAUAACAAUAUUUUUAAAGAGAUACCAAACUGCAGCUUGCCGCAAAAAGAGAAAUUAUUGGCCAAUAAUAGAUUUGAUUUGGCGUACACCUGAAGUACAACCGGCAAAAUAAAAUAAAAAUAAAAUUUGGGAGCGGAGAUACAUCCGUAAAAGUCUUUGUCGUCACAAUCCUGGAUUUUGGAUCUGGCAGGACUGGCAGUCGUGUCUGAUCGUUUCUUAGUCUUGGUCGUCGUGUUCAUUUAUGUCCGACAUAUAUUAUGUUAGUCAUAAAAUGAUUGUGCCUCGAACUCAAACAGGUCGCAAAUUUAUCCGCGCCUUAAUAUUAUGGUAUGAUACACAACUGUAAAACCAACUAUUCGAUUUAAUGCGUAGGUAAACUUCUGAUAAGUUGCUCUUCAAAUCCACAUCAUUUUUAUAUUGGCUGUACCUUUUGUUCGUCCAGUAGCAUUUUUAUCGUAUUUUUUUUGUAAGUAGAUUUUUCAGUGAAUGACGCUCUUAAGGUUUUUUUUAAAAAAAAAAAUCAAAGAACACAUGUAUAUACUUACUCAUUUCAAAUUACUUUUGAAUUUUCAGAUACAAUGGGAUUGCACCGCGUUGAAAACGCCAGCCACACCGAUAAGGCGGUAAGUCUGCACUUGUAUUGUCCGCCGUUCGAAGAGUGCACGACUUUCAACCAGCACACAGGCCACAAGACUAAGGCCAAAUCCACGUUCUGGUCCAUUCACGGCGAAAAGGUUUCAAAGGUAUGUGUAGUCCGUUUAUUCCCGAAAAUAGUUUGCUAUAGGCGUAUCACAGUUAUUCAAAAAUGAUAAGAACCGUUUUCGGGAACGCGGCCCGGUUAAAUAUUAACAUACUGCACAUGAAAUAAAAACUUAUCCAACGUGAUUUUGCAUUACAAAUCGGUUUAUUUUUAAUUAAUUGCCUCCGUUCGCUCCAUCCUUCUUCGAAUCAAUUUUAUAUUUAAAUUUUGAACAUAGCCGUAGUAUUUAUUAUUGAAAUUACACUUUGAAACCGUCAUUAUUUUGUUAUCAUAUUUUUAUUUAUCAUUUUUAAAUAACUGUACCCAUCCCAUUUUCUAUUAAAAAUACCUCUCCUUAACCCUUCGCUCGGAAAAAAUGUCUAAAACAAACGUCCAAAAAGUCACAUAUACCUAUAAUAGGUAUUAAAGGUUAAUGAAAAAUACAUUUUCACGGUUUUUUUUUUUUUUCAGAAACUCAAAAUCGUAGAAGACAUGCCGGACGACAAUUAAAUUUCGACGACCAUACCGACAUCGAAUCUAUACAUUAUGAUGAUGCUUAUGAUAUAAGUCAAUAUUAUAAUAUUUUUUUUUUUUUUUUUUUUUUGAGAUUCGAGAAUUAUAAAUAUUAUUAUAUGAUCGUUCACUGAUUUUCGUGACGCGUUUCAAGAAAGAUAAAAUAAUGGUUUAGAUUAUUAUACGAUUUUUUCCGCCAAUGAUUGUAACAAAUUUUAAAAUUUAAAGAAAUUAUCGUUUCGAUGAUUGUUAUGAUUUUUCGUACUAAGAGUUCAGAAAAGUUAGAACUGUUAGAAAGGUUAUGAUUAUGAGUUUGACCAUAUACGUAUAUUUUUCAAUAAAGUUAUUAGAUUAAGUUUUAGUUAAAAUUAACUGAGACAAAAAAAAGUGUUAACAACAAAUUAAGUCUACAAUAUAACAAUAGUCUUAACAAAUAUUUUAAUUUAUUUUAAUUUUUUGAUAUUAUAGAUAUUUUUAAUUUAUUUAUUACAAUACAAGAACAAUUUUAAUAAAGAAUACAUAUUUAAAGUACCUAUAUUGGCUAUUUUAUAAAUUAGUCAGUUUUUUAAGACUAUAUAAAAUAUAAUACAAAACCGAAUAAAUAAACAAGCCAUUUAAAAUUUUAAAUGCUGAAAUAAUAAAUUUCCAUAGCACUCUACUAGAUUUAGUGUAAAGACAAAAAUAUAAGCAAAUCUUAUAAGCGAAUAUAAGCAGUCAUAAGUCUAGGUAAGAAUAAUUGAAUAAUACAAGUUUUCAGUUUUUUUCUAUCAAAUUUGCCUAAUCUUUGGUUUUAUUUUAUUUUUUAUUACGACGUUUUUUUAAGCUUAAGUGAUAUAUUGUGUGCAUUAAAACAAGUUCCAUAAAAGUUCUGACUUCUUCGACUUUUAAUAUUAAUAAAAUUGGAGUUAUCAAAACUAGGGACUUUUACAACUUUUUGUAGGGCAGCCUGAUUUCCAAAUUUCUUUAAUUGUUAUUUAUUAUUUAAUUACUUAUUUAAAUAAUAUACCGGAGUUUAAUAUAAAGGCAAAUUAUUUAAAUUCUGAGCGUAGCGUAUAAUGUGUGCUUUUAUUUGUGUUAACAUAAUUUCAAUUAGAAAAGGGUGGCCAAUCGUUGAUAUCCGGGAAGGAUUCAGGUAGAAUAUUCUGUCUAGUCAGUACAUUAUGGUAUUUUUGUGGAUUUUAUCAAGUAAAAGCUCUUGUACCGUGCUUCGCCGGACCAAAAACUGUUUCCUAACAAAAUUUACUAGCCCGGUAAACGCCCGUUGACUGCCCAUUUCCAUCCCAGGUGAAGACUAAUAUUGCCUGUUGGGAGCUGUUUAAACUUUCCCGUUUUUUUUUUUAUUAUCGACUAAAAAUUCGGCAUUUUCAAGCCCAUACUUUUCAAGAAUACUCUUGAAGGACUGGUCUAAAAACAGGCAUUAUAUUAACCGUGCCAACGGCGGUUCUCGACGGUUUACGACCAUAAUGGGCCCGUGAUUCUAUAUUCAACCUUUCCGAGAGUAUUAUAAUGCUGUUAGGGUUUCCCAAUGGUCAUCACAAUCGAAUGGUACAAAUAUUUGAUUUUUCCCACCACUUCAAAGUGGUGGUCUGAUUUAAUUAAAUUAGACAUUUUUUCGAUUUUGCAAAAAAAACGUUAAAUAAAAACUAUUAACAAAAGUAGUUAAUCAAUUUGACGGUUAUUAUACAAUAUAAAAUAUACACAUAAAUACAGUUACGACAUCUGUUCGAUAAUACAAGUUUAAAAUAUCACAUGUUCUAUAAUAUUUAAUAAUUAUGAUUUUAUUUCUGGUCGAUUUUCAUCUGAUUUUGACGGUAAUGUAAAUAUCAAAAGACCUGCAACUAAACGUAUAACAAUGCAAUUAAUAUGUAUUAUUUCUUAAAACGGUUAACUAAUGUUAAACGUUUUAACUGUUGGUUUGUAGGUGACCAGUCGACACCAAAAUGAACCUUUCUCUAGUGGGGCUAAUUUAGUUUAACGAUAAAUUCUGAAUUGAGCUCGGGUCGACUAGUUGCGCUGCAAUAACCAAUUAAGUUUUGUGUUUUGGUUUUUUUCCUGUAAACACAGUAUUAUACACUGAGGCAUAUUUAGGGAGGGUGAGUGAUGGUAAUUUUGAGGGCGGCGUUCUAUAGGACGGCGACGUAAUCCGUUGUCAAAUAUGUUACAAACAUUUUUUUUAUACAUUUUAUAUAUAUAUAUAUAUAUAAAAAAUAAUUUAAUACAUAUUUUAGAUUAUGAGCGUAACGAUGGAUUUAAAAAAUACACAAACAUAUUUAUAGUAGAUAUAAAAAAUCGAAAAUCAAACUUCGUAAUCUAAAAUUAGAAUUUUAGGAAUUUAAUGUCUGAAUCCGAAAUUAAAAUUUUCGGAUAAUCCGGAUUUAUAUUGCAUCACUACUGCUUAUUUGUUCUGUACAUUUCAAAUCUCUACGUGCUAUAGAUAGUUUUGCCUUAAACUGACGUACCUACUUAUACUAAUCAUCAUUUGUUUUCAGUAUUGCCUUAUUUUUAAAAAAAAGUACUACAAAUAUCAAACAAAUUAUAUAUGUAACUUUUUUUGAUAACUAUGCACUUCGUGUAUAUUUAAAUUUGACCACAAUGCCAUAUUGAUUACACAGUAAGUAAUUUUUAAAACUUUAUAUACUCACUUAUUAAAAACGAGCAUGACGACACAAUUGGAAUUGUACAAUGCGCGUCGAUAAAAAGGCCAAUAAUGAUGUUUCCCACUACGCCGCCUACUUUGCCAAACAUACAGCCCAUUGACGUGGCCAUGCCCCU
This is a messenger RNA of Cinara cedri, 18371 nucleotides long. Lineage: Eukaryota; Metazoa; Arthropoda; Insecta; Hemiptera; Aphididae. The record is from the annotation of a GenBank genome assembly.